Caenorhabditis remanei is the source of this 1860-nucleotide messenger RNA. RefSeq lists its product as uncharacterized. The coding region runs from base 1 to 1860 and encodes 619 amino acids. The transcript has 8 exons. Lineage: Eukaryota; Metazoa; Nematoda; Chromadorea; Rhabditida; Rhabditidae. The record is from RefSeq and is a predicted model, not a curated record.
AUGAAAUUUUCUGAAAUUCCUACUAUAUUUAUACUAUUAUUUUUUAUUCCCACUAUUCUCGCCGCCCCCGACUUGCCAAACCACGAAGACGUCGAUCAUAUUGAGGAGAUUGAGGUGGAGCAGACGCAAGUGAUAAUUACUACCACUAAGCAUGGACCCGUCGAACAUCUCAAAAUCCAUAUAGAACUUGUGGACAUCGAGGCGAACAAAAAAGUGAAUCCAGUGGAUUUAGCAGGGCUAUGGCUAACGAUAACAAGAGGCCGCUACACGAUCCCCUUCCUCCGUCCGGACACCUGGUACGGUAUCCGUUUUCGAAGUGAAAAUUUGAUCAACGGUCAUACGGUAGCGCACGAGGAGGAGCGACUGAUUAAGACGAAGCCACGCGAGGAAUCGAAUAAUUUGGCGGCCGUUUUGAUGGGCGGUACGGUACCUGGGAUACCACCGACGUUGGGGGUCCAUAAUGUUGGCCUAGGACACCCCGAUGGUCUAGGAACCUCCAGUGGAAUUCUAGGCCAUCAAGGAUCCGUUGGACCGUAUCCGACCGCGUCUGGACCGUUUGGCGGUCUAAACUCAAAUUUUGGGCUUCCAGGGCCUAAUUUAGGCCCCCAAACCCAAGUUUUUGGGUCCCAACCGCCGCCGACCACUUCUUCUCGCCCCACCCACCCCCCUUCCCAUCAAACCAACGCGAUCAACGUGAAAAUGCACCGUAGUCUCGAUGGUGUCGAAAAUUUCGAAAGUUUAUAUGUCACAGUCGGUUGGCGGGACGAUGAACAAGAGCGUAGAUCAAAUUUGACCACUGGCGUCGUCAAACUACGUGUGAUAUGUGAUACGUCGGAGACGAAGGAGGAGAUCAAGUUGAAAGGGGAUGAGGACUCGGUUACUAUAGAGAUUACGAUGGACCAAAAAUACGAUAUCGAGGAGAUGGACUCCGAGAAGCAUCAAAUCAAAGCCCAUAUUUCUCCGUUAAAAUGUCAUAAAAUCUGCUGGACGACAGACUUGGUGCUCUCCUCGGGCUUCGGCGACUUCACGAAGCAUCUCGGCUCCGAGUGCAAAGAAAUUUCCGGAACGACGAGUACGACAUUCCUUCGAAAUGUGAAAAAAGUUUCGGUCGUCGAAAAUAACCUAUCGGAAAACGAGUUGGUGGUGGAGACGGAGGUGUUGGAGUCGGAUGUCGGUGUGGUCACUUUGAUUCUUCAAAAAUUGGGCGGAAAUGAGACGGAGGAGCCCGUGAAAAAAACCUUUGACACCACCACAUCAAACGGUCGAUUUGUGGUGUCUGUCGAGGAUGAUGCAAUCUACGCUGUGAUCUACGAUUACGUCAAGACAAAACCCUUUCAUUACACCUCGAAAGCCCAUUUUUUGGUGGAAUCUCCUGCAGUCAACUCGACAAAACCGUCACAUCCAUUGGUGGAUGUGUCUGUGAUACCGACGACGUUUAAUUACAAACAUGAUAAACCUGAGACGGUGUUGAAACCCGAGCCGCCUUUCCUCUUGAUCCGUCGAUCCCACCAAUACCCUCAUAACGAUCUUCUUGUAAAAAUUGAGCCGUUUUGCAACGAAACGGAAAUAAAAUUCCGUCUGGAAGACCGAUAUCCCCAACACCAAAUUGACGCCGUCCCAUUCCUGUGUGGACUGAAUCCCAAAAUGUAUUUUUGUGACAAAAAUGUGACGAAUUGGCAGAAAUGUGACUCGACACUCUGUUUCUCGACGUCGGUGUUGAUUGGGUUGGACUCUUUUGAGGCUGAUAGCCGAUGCCUCAACGUGACCCAACACUUCCCACCGCUCAUUUCCCAUUCUCCGAACCGCCUGUUAUUCGUCUGCGUCUCUCUGCUAGCCGUACUCUCUCGUCUCUCUCACUGA